AUGGCGGAGGUGAAGACGGCGACCGAGGCUAACGGCGCGGCGGCGGCCUCAGCGGGCCACAGCAACGGGCGCAGCCGCGAUGCGGAACGUGAGGAGACGCACAAGAGGCGCGCUCCCCCCGGCGCCAACGCCACGCCUGAGGAGCGCGCGCGCUACGAGCUGGAGCGCAAGAAGGUGGCCAAGUACAAGGAGGACAAGCUCAAGGCGCGUCGAGACCACACGCGCAUGAUCCUGGAGAGCCACGCGCAGGCCAAGAGACGCGCACUGCUGGGCAAGCAGUCGGAGUUUCUGGCCAACCUCGAGUUCCGCAACACGCUGCCGGACAUCCCGUUCGACACCAAGUUCGUCAAGUACCCGCACGAGCCGGAACGCAGACUCAUCAAGUACAAGCCCAACACGCUGGAGAUGGACUACACGUACGAGAUCCACGAGGAGCCCAACCUCGGACUGACGAUCGACCUCAUCGAUCCAGCCAAGUACGAAGCCCCGGCGGAACCCGAACCGUUGGAGGUUGGCGACGAACAGGUGCUGAUGAUGAAGGAGGACCACGCCAACACCAAGGGCCGGUCCAAGGUGCGCCCGACGGUCUCCUGGUUGCGUCGUACGGAGUACAUGGGCAACGAUCUGUACGACUCGGUGCACAAGUUCAAGAGCGAGGCCGAGAUCCAGAGCGCGCUUCGCGAAGGCACGGAAAACGCACUGGCCGAGGUGGUGUCAGUCACGUUGGAGGACCGUGCCGAAGCUUCUUUCCGCGACAUCAACGACCCCAAGCUGCUCGUGCACCCACACAACAAGAAGAAAAAAAUCGCCAAGGUGUGGGAUGUGUUCCCCGACCAGCAUCUGUCGGCCAACAAGUACGCCAUUCUGUCGUACGAUAUUCUGCCCUCCGAAGAUGUCAAGAACAAGGGAAUUACAAACCGCGAGGACCGUGCUCUGCUGUGCGGAGUAAACAAGAAGAUUCAAGCUGGCAACGAGCAUAUCCAAGGGUCCAUUCUAUUGCCGAAUGCGUCCACUGAAGAUGAGGAGAGCAACGACCGCGAAAAAUUCUCGUACCUUCGAGAAUAUCUUAUGUCUGUGGAGUCUCUGGAUAGCCGCGAGUCACAACACGUGGUAUUCAUGCUGGACCCGGAGUCGAACCAAUUCACGUACAGUGAUGUUCUGAACCGCAUUCAGCUUAGGAAGACGAAGAUGAGCGGCGAAGAGAAGCGUCGUCAUGGCGCCGUUGUGCACCGCCGAGAGUACUCUGAAGGCGAGUCGGAGCGCCGUACUCAGAUCUUGUUUGAAUGCGGAGGAAUAUACGACGACCAGCUUGAUGACGAUGAAAGCGUGCGUGAAUUUAAACGCCGACGGGCGGGAGACAAGCAUACGCCACCUCCUUCAGACGACGAGGAAACAAAGGCUAGUACACCUCCACCCGAGAGCUCGACGGAUAAGGUGAGCAGCCCCACCGCUGGAAAAAAUGACGGCAGUGAUAGCCCGGUCCCGCACAACGACGGCAGUGCCAGCCCAGUGAUCAGUGACAGCGACAGCGACUAGCUUCCAGGCGGCUAUCCGCCAGACAGAUAGGAAGGUGUACCAUCUUGCUCCGUUGGCUCGAUGCACUUGUACGAGCUGAUAACACAGACAACUUUUCAAAAU
This is a messenger RNA of Phytophthora sojae, 1638 nucleotides long. RefSeq lists its product as hypothetical. Bases 1 to 1536 code for a protein of 511 amino acids. The record is from RefSeq and is a predicted model, not a curated record. Gene Ontology annotation, biological process: transcription elongation by RNA polymerase II. NCBI's taxonomy places the organism in Eukaryota, Oomycota, Peronosporomycetes, Peronosporales, Peronosporaceae. The transcript is spliced from 7 exons. Gene Ontology annotation, molecular function: chromatin binding; RNA polymerase II complex binding. Gene Ontology annotation, cellular component: Cdc73/Paf1 complex.